Desarmillaria tabescens is the source of this 777-nucleotide messenger RNA. RefSeq lists its product as uncharacterized. The coding region runs from base 1 to 777 and encodes 258 amino acids. The transcript is spliced from 13 exons. NCBI's taxonomy places the organism in Eukaryota, Fungi, Basidiomycota, Agaricomycetes, Agaricales, Physalacriaceae. The record is from RefSeq and is a predicted model, not a curated record.
AUGUCCUCGCAACAGUCGCCAGCUAUUCCAUCCCUCGGUAAUACUUUCGGAGCUCUGUUUGUUGGAGCUACCAUAGCAGCCAUUUUAUUUGGAAUAACAAAUCUGCAAACGCUCAUUUACUACAAGAGAUACCCCAAUGACUGGUCUCUCUACCGAUAUUCUGUCACAUUACUUUGGGUACUUGAUGCUGUUCACCUCACAUUAAGCACGCAUGCUCUCUAUUUCUAUCUGAUUGAUAUGUAUGGAAACUUGCUCGGUGCCCUAAUAGGAAAUGUCAUCUGGAGUAUGAGGUUUGAACUUCCAGUUGCAAUUAGUCCUAAAGGUGUGGAUUGUCAUGCUAUACGCUAUCUGACUGUGGAAACAUGCAUUUCUUCCCAGUGGUCAUCACUAGUCAUGGCAAAGCUUAGUAUAUUCUUAGUUGGACAGCAUUUUCACAAAAUCCUGCCUUGGUUUGUGCUUCUGGCUGUUUCAGCCUCAGUAGGUAAUAGCUCGUUCUCGCUUCACCUAUUUUCCUUAAUUAUGCCCCCAUUUCCUUUAGGUGCUGGAAUAUUUGGAUCAUAUGACAUUUAUCGUCCACCGAAUUUGGUGUCGAUCUCCACAAUCAAUAUGUCUAUUUACACAUUCUAUUCCAUUAUCAUCACAGCAGAUAUCAUCAUAGCUGUCAUGAUGUGCUAUUACCUGCAUAAGAGCAGAGCGGCUAUGCAUUUCUCUUCCAUGGCCGACCUACUUCUCAUUCUAAUGCAACUUGUUCUAGUCUCGGGUGUAGCUACAAGGUGA